Fusarium graminearum PH-1 is the source of this 1722-nucleotide messenger RNA. RefSeq lists its product as uncharacterized. Bases 1 to 1722 code for a protein of 573 amino acids. The transcript has a single exon. Gene Ontology annotation, molecular function: protein binding. Gene Ontology annotation, cellular component: intracellular anatomical structure. The record is from RefSeq and is a predicted model, not a curated record. Lineage: Eukaryota; Fungi; Ascomycota; Sordariomycetes; Hypocreales; Nectriaceae.
AUGAGAUCAGAUAAUAUCAAACCCGCCCCAAAGUCGGAAGACUCCGAAGGAAGAGACUUUAUUCUUCCACCUUUUAGUCGCGACGUCACAACAAAUAAACCAGAAGCCAAGAGAUGGGUCGAAGACGGCUUCGUUUGGUGCUACUCCUUCAACCACGCUGAAGGCGAACGCUGCUUUGAAAAGGCCAUCAAAAUUGACCCUGAAUGUGCUUUGGCCUACUGGGGGCUCGCAUUUGCAUUGGGUCCGAAUUAUAACAAGCCGUGGAAAGCUUUUGAUCGAAAUGAUCUCAGAUACACCACCUUGAAGGGCAUUGAUGCGUUCAAAAAGGCCGAAUCACUAGCCUCCAAGGCAAGCCCGCUCGAACAAGCUCUCAUCGGCGCUAUACGGCAUCGCUACCCGAAGGAUGAGAAGGAUACCAACAAUGCAAAGAUUUGGAACCAAGCCUACGCAGAAGCUAUGAGGCCAGUCUACAAAGAAUUCAAGGAUGACCUCGACGUUGCGGCGCUCUAUGCUGACGCACUUAUGAAUCUCACCCCUUGGGCGCUGUGGGAUGUUCGAACAGGAAAGCCAGCACCUGGCUCCGAAGUAAUCGAGAUUCAAGAAGUGAUUGAGAAAGGACUCGCUCAAGAUGGCGGACACGAACAUAUUGGUCUCUUACACGCCUACAUUCAUGUCACUGAAAUGUCGACAGAACCCGAAAAGGGUCUUGUUGCUGCUGAGCACCUGCGCAGACUUGCCAACGAGGCAGGCCACCUUGCCCACAUGCCUUCGCAUCUUGAUAUCCUCAUUGGAGACUAUCGAAGAGCCAUCUCAGCCAACACAAAGGCUGUCAUGGCCGAUGAGAAGUUUCUAUCUCUUCGUGGCGGUCGUGACUUUUACACAAUCUACCGCAUGCACGACUACCAUUCUCUCAUCUACGCUGCCAUGUUUGCCGGCCAAUACUCUGUCUCGAUGGAGGCCGUUGAGCGCAUGGAGUCGGCUAUUCCAGAUGAGGAUCUACGAAUUCAGUCACCACCUAUGGCUGACUGGUUGGAGACUUUCCGCUCAGUUCGUCCGCAUAUUCUCAUCCGCUUCGGAAAAUGGGAAGAGAUUAUCGAAACGUCGCUUCCUCAGGACCAGGAGCUUCUCUGCGUCACGACAGCUACGAUACACUACGCCAAGGGUGUCGCAUACGCAGCUCUAGGCAACGUCGAUGAGUCUGCUAAGCAGCGAGAGCUCUUCCUCUCCGCAAAGGCACGUGUGCCCCCAACGCGCAUAGCAUAUCCCAACAAGUGUUCCGAUGUCUUGGAUGUAGCCGAAGCAAUGUUAGACGGCGAACUCGAGUACCGACGGGGUAACAUAGAAGUAGCAUUCGAGCACCUCCGAAAAUCGAUUGACCGCGAUGACAGUCUGCGCUACGCCGAGCCCUGGGCCUGGAUGCAGCCCGCUCGUCAUGCGUAUGCAGCUCUUCUCAUGGAACAAGAGCGUAUUGAGGAAGCAGCCGAAGUUUAUCGCACCGAUCUUGGUCUGAACAAUAAACUCUUCCGCGCACGACACCAUCCGAACAACGUAUGGGCUCUACACGGGUACCACGAGUGUGCGGUCAGACUGGGACUUGACGGCGAGGCACGAGUCAUAAAGCAGCAGCUUAAGACGGCUAUGGCUUUUGUCGACGUGCCUAUCGAGUCUUCCUGUUAUUGCAGACAGGAUGUCAAGAACGCGAAUGGGUGCUGUCGUUUGUAA